AUGGAUCAAACCUCGGCACCUAACUGGGCUCCAGAAGACCCCCAGGAGGCCCCAGUUCGGCGCUCACGAACUGUCCGUCACUGCAGUAGCUCCUCCGAGGGGUUCCAGUCCCGCGAAGCCCCCGGUCGGUCGUUUGUUCCGAAAGGGCCUAGACGCGGCCAAAAAGACGAUGCGCAACAGUGCAACCCGCGGAAAGUGAGGUGCUUCUGCUGCUGGCCUGCUGCAAACCAAAAGAUGACAGCUGCUGGUGCGGCGUGCCGGUGCCGCGAAGAAGAGGCGACUAAGGCGAUAACGCACACACAUCCCGCUCUCAGGUCGUCUCCCCGUCCUUACAGGAGACGGGAGGGAGAAGGAGGCCAGGCUCAGGCUCACUCUCACUCUCAGUCUCCAAUCUCACUCACUUUCCUCAACUCUCUGUCUCCUCACUCCCCCACAUCUCCUCUCUACACUCAUCCUUCAGUCGUCCAGACCCUUUCGCGGCUCGCCGUACGGAUACCUUCACAGGUUCAGGCACACAACGAGGCGUGCGAGCGUGUGCCACUCACACGUUCAACGUCCAAUUGCAGACUGCAGCCGUUGUCCCUCCCCAUCGACCACAUCAAGGCAACCUGCCACCCCUCCUCGCCGCCGCAGUCCGUCAUCUCACAUUCUCGACCCCCCAAAGGACCAGGGAGGAUUCUCCCGUUGAGAGGAUCGAUCCAUCUCAUUACUCAGCUCUUAACCCAACACUGGCCCUUUCUCAACUUCGCAUCAGAUAUCCGCGUCUCCAGCAUGGUCUACUGCGGUAAGCCGUCGAAAGGCUGUUCCAACUGUCCUAGGUCUGCCCUCGUCGUUGAUUGCCAAAAGUUUCUUGCACGUCGGCGGGGAGGCAACUGUGAUCAAAAGGAGCCCGGCUGUGGUCAGUGUGAGAAGCGACAGCAACAAUGUCCUGGCUACCGAAACCUCGUCGACCUCAUGUUCCGAGAUGAGAGUUCACACGUCAUCAAAAAAGCUGCCAAAACGAAGGCAAGGGGUCGAUUAAAGAAUGCACAGGCCUCGAGUGCCGGAUCGUCCUCCGAAAAUGUAAUAGCAAGCACCGACCACGACAGCUCCGAUCCGAGUCCUCCUGGAACGGCCGUGAGACCCAGCGUUCGGCGCCAGUAUCCACCUCGUCCCAUGGAAACCACGAUGCAGAAUAUGACUAUUAGGCAUCGGCCACGGCAGAUCCAAUGGUCAUCCUCCUCCUCCGAUAGCGAUGACGACGAAGACGGGCCUUGGUCAAUGGCACCACGCGCAAGGCCUCUGUACUCUUUGUCGCCCUCAUACCAGGAACGUGGCACGGCCUUUUUCUUUUCUCGCUAUGUCUCCAUGGACGAGAAUGCCUGCCAUCAAAAUUAUGACUUCAUCUUUGAUGUCUGGCGCCCCGCCAGCAUGCUGCCCAGUCGACAGGCGGACGGCGUGAUGGCUAGUAUAGCUGCUGUGGGCUUGGCAGGCCUUUCGCACCUGACAAUGUGUGCAGAAAUGAUGGACUGGUCGCGUCGGAGCUACGGCGCCGCUCUCAAAAUGACAAAUGAUGCUCUAAGGGACCCAGUUGAAGCCGUCAAGGACACCACCAUGUUGUCCAUUCUCGUGUUGGGGACCUACGAAAUGUUGAGCGGUCGUACCAACCAGACAGUGAGAGCAUGGCAAAACCAUCUCAACGGUGCCUCUGCUCUAGCCAAGAUGCGAGGCCUCGGCCAGUUCACAACUAGAGCGGGGGCACGAAUGUUCAUGAUGCUGACACAGAUCGUCCUCAUCAACUGUAUGCAAAGAGACAUGCCCAUGCCGCAGUCUCUCAUCGACCUCCGGAACCAGCUGGGUAUGCUUUCGGGCGGAACUGAUCCUGGCUGGCGAUUAUCUGGUCCCAUAUAUAAGGUCAUGCAGCUGCGGUACGACAUUAACAGCGGGAAACUUAACCAAACGGCCGAUAUCAUCAACCAACUGUCCAGCGUCGAUCAAGACUUUGCCGAUGUCAUUGCCGAUUUGCCUGAAACGUGGAGAUACAGAUCUGUGAGGCUUGCGACAUCACACCCAUCCGUUUUCGAUGGUCACCGCUGUGAUGUAUACGCCACGCUGGGGCUGGCUGCGACUUGGAACGGCGUCCGAUCGAUAAGAAUGAUGGUACACGAGACCAUCCUCGGAGAGCUUUUCAAAUGCUUUCAAGGUCAACACAUUAUGCUCUGGCCGUACGAGGCAAAAUUACAGCUGGCAAAGUCUGUCGAAUUGUUGGAGAAACUUUGCGAAAAUGUGUUGGCCAGCAUUCCUCAACAUUUCGGCGUUGUCAAUUUUAGAGACGCUCUGUUUGGAGGCGGCGGCGGCGGCUCACCGUCAGCCAUUGUACCAGUAACGAAGUCUCCGUCUCGAAUUGUGCGAUCUCCUUCGAUUUCUGCAUCGUCGUCUUCGCCGUCGUCCGUGGCUGAAACGCCGCCAGGCCCGAGGUCUUUCAAUGGCCCAACUCUGCAAGACCCAACCUACGCGAAGGGCCGCAGCAACGAUGCCGAGCGGUUCAUGACCCUUGCUUCCGCAAGCAACACGAUUGUGUGGCCGCUGUACUUGGUUGGAGUUUCAUCGUGUUGUACGCAAGAAGUCAAAGACUUUGUCGUCGACCGACUGAAAGCGAUACUCGAAGAGUCGGGGUUGAUGCAAGCUCAUGGAGUGGCACUCAUGGUUCGGGACAAGGAGGUGUAUAUUCCGUGGUCUGAUGUAUCCUGGAAUCGGAUGCCACAGACACAUAUACCGUCCGACUUGAUCGUUUAG
Colletotrichum lupini is the source of this 2775-nucleotide messenger RNA. RefSeq lists its product as uncharacterized. The transcript has 5 exons. The record is from RefSeq and is a predicted model, not a curated record. Lineage: Eukaryota; Fungi; Ascomycota; Sordariomycetes; Glomerellales; Glomerellaceae. Bases 1 to 2775 code for a protein of 924 amino acids.